CGCAUUGUGCGCACUUUUGUCCCAUUGGAGAACGCGGUCCCAAGAGCCAGCGGACCGCCCCCCGAAGAGAAGGAAAGGAGAGGAAAGGAGAAGGAGAGCGAUCGUCGAGGCCCAGCGGCUGCGGCGAGGUUAAGUUACGAGUUACAGCUGGCCCACGAAUAGUUCGAGAGUUCGAGAGCCGAGAGCGAGUUCGAGCUCUGGCUGCCGAGCGAGCGAGCGAGCGACUGACUGCCGCAGCCAGACGGCCCCCAGGGAUGCAGAGGCAGCGACGUCAGUCGGGUAUCAGGAGAACGACUAGGAUGGUGGCGCUGAGACAGCGAUCCUGAUGAUUAUGGGCGGGCGGGCGGCUGCAUCGGCUGCGGUGGGGUGGCCUUGACGGAUCAGCGAGGCAGGACUCUCGUCGCAGACGGGGCAUGAGGUGGUUUCUCGUGUUCUGAGAGAGUCGAGAAGAGAAGUGCAGUGCAGUGAUCGACUUGCCGUCUUAUGGACGGGUGGUGUCGGCCGACCCAUAGGCGACCUGUGUAGGUGCACCCAAUGUGGGCUGGGGGAUCGAGGAAUAUGGAGGCAAUGUGGGAGGCUGAGAGCCAUCCUCAAUGGCAGGACUAUUCUCUGGUUUGCUUCGCUGCCCUCGCGUGUCCUCUGGCCCGCUUUCUUCUCGACUCUUGCGUCUUUCAGAGGCUUGCAGAGAGGGCUAUAUUUCCAGAUGGUGAGAAUAAUCUGAAAAAAAUAGUAAGAGAUUCACGCCGAAAGAAAAUUCCAAAGUUUAUGGAAUCUGCUUGGAAGUUAACUUAUUACACGGCGACUGUUGUCCUUGCGCUGCUCGUCACCUAUAAAGAGCCAUGGUUUGGGAAUACCAAUGCCUUCUGGCAUGGAUGGCCCAACCAAUCUUUGAAGUUUCAACUGAAAGUUCUCUAUACACUUCAGUGCGGCUUCUACGUGUUCAGUGUCGCCGCCCUCCUGUUUUGGGAAACUCGAAGAAAAGAUUUUGCGGUUAUGAUGAGUCAUCACAUUAUUACUAUCUCUCUAAUAGGGUUUUCAUACAUCACUGGAUCCUUCCGAGUUGGUUCAAUAGUGCUCGUGCUGCACGAUGUGAGUGAUAUUUUUUUGGAGUCCGCCAAACUUUGCAAGUACAGCGGGAGUGAGCUUGGCGCCUCUGUACUUUUUGGACUAUUCGCACUUUCAUGGGGUCUUCUUCGUCUCGUGUACUUCCCCUUCUGGAUAAUCAGAAGCACCAGCCUUGAUAUUAUCGAGCAUUUGGACAAAUCCAAUCCCUUACAUACGAUCCAGUACUAUGCAUUCAAUACUCUGCUUUUGACACUACUCAUCAUUCACAUUUAUUGGUGGUGGCUUAUUUGUCGAAUGAUAUCCAGGCAGUUGCAACUGCAAGGAAGAAUACCGGACGACGUUCGCUCAGAUUCAGAUGAUGAUUAGAACAACUGAUGUCGGAAUGAAGAAAGUUUCAGCAAGUGGCACCUGGUUUCCGAAGGGGUCGAUAGAAACGUAUGACCAUGGCUGACACAGCUCCUUGUACAGAGUUCAAUUGUUUUGGACAGCAAUCAAGAAAAGACAAGGGCUUGUCGGAGAAGCCAAACCCUAAAGUCCAGUGCGUAAAUUGAUGGUCUUCAACACCAUCUAACAUAAUUCUAGAUUCUAGUAAAAAGUUAGUGAAGUAGAAUACGGGCUGCAGAAUAUUUUUUAAGUUCCAAUUUGCGCGAAGUCGGAGGAUCACAGCGGUGAUAUAGUUAGCUCAUUGUAGUAAAUCCAGGUCAAGAUGUUAAGACUGGAUCGGAAGAGUCACAUUGGCUGCAAGAACUUUUGCCUCAGAAGAGUUUGAAGUU
Marchantia polymorpha subsp. ruderalis is the source of this 1838-nucleotide messenger RNA. The record is from the annotation of a GenBank genome assembly. NCBI's taxonomy places the organism in Eukaryota, Viridiplantae, Streptophyta, Marchantiopsida, Marchantiales, Marchantiaceae.